Molecule: messenger RNA, 1352 nt
Organism: Gossypium raimondii (Peruvian cotton)
Lineage: Eukaryota; Viridiplantae; Streptophyta; Magnoliopsida; Malvales; Malvaceae
Product: peroxidase A2
Exons: 4
Coding region: 47-1084 (345 amino acids)
Biological process (GO): hydrogen peroxide catabolic process; response to oxidative stress
Molecular function (GO): peroxidase activity; heme binding
Source: RefSeq, a predicted model, not a curated record
AAAUAGCAGGCCCCGGUACUCAAAUAUUUAGCGGUCUACAGGGGAAAUGACCGAGGAAAUGCCUUCUCUCCGAUGUAUAAUAGCAACCCUUUUCUUCGCCCUUUUGCUCCCACCAGGAUCCUUUCCAGCCACCACAUUGAGUCCAUCAUUUUAUGAUGAAACAUGCCCCACGGUAUUUAGCAUCAUUCGAGGAAUCAUCGAACAAGCUUUGCUCUCUGAUCCUAGGAUUGGUGCCAGCCUUCUUAGGCUUCACUUCCAUGACUGCUUUGUUAAUGGCUGUGAUGCAUCGAUUUUAUUGGACAACAGCGCUACCAUAGAAAGCGAGAAAGAAGCUGCGCCGAAUAAUAACUCAGCAAGAGGAUUUGAGGUUGUCGAUGCCAUGAAGAUCGCACUAGAAUUUGAGUGUCCAGGCAUCGUUUCCUGUGCUGAUAUUCUUGCUAUUGCAGCUCAAGAGGCUGUCAAUCUGGCGGGAGGUCCUUCAUGGCUAGUUCUAUUGGGAAGAAGGGAUAGCACAACAGCAAAUCGAACACUGGCCAAUUUAGCUAUUCCAGCUGCCUUUGAAACUCUUGAUAUUCUCAAGUCCAAGUUUGCAGCCGUGGGGCUCAAUACCAGUACCGAUCUGGUUGCACUUUCAGGUGCUCACACAUUUGGACGGGCUCAAUGUACGAUUGUCAUUGAACGAUUAUAUAAUUUCAAUGGUACCGGAAAAGCAGACCCGACAUUGAACGCAACAUACUUAGAGACGCUACGCAAAGUAUGCCCUCAAGGCGGAAAUGGUAGUGUUUUGGUGAAUUUAGAUCCUACAACACCUAAUACAUUCGACAGUAACUACUACACUAACCUUCAAGCUCAAGAAGGACUGCUCCAAAGUGAUCAAGAGCUGUUUUCUACUAGUGGAGCUGAUACCAUUGAAAUUGUGGAGAGGUUCAGCAGCAAUCAAAUUGCUUUCUUUGAAAGCUUUGUGGUUUCCAUGCUAAAAAUGGGAAAUAUCAGUCCAGUAACAGGUACGGAAGGAGAGAUUAGAUUGAGUUGUAGAAGGGUUCAUAUGGAUUACACAAGUUCAAACAAAUGGAGCUCUAGCUAAGGUGUGUCUGUUGGAGACUGUAAUUUGAAUUGUUCCAGAUUCAUGCUUGUUGGGUUUCUAGAUAUUUCAGUUCAAGGUCUAUCUAAAAGUCCAUAUAAUAUUUUAGUCAAUGUGUAGUGUGUUAACUAGGAUUCGCUAAAUAGUCAACUAUUGUGCCUAUAUAUUCCCUCUGUACUUGGUGAAAGUAAGUCGGAAAAAUUACAGAUACAACAGAGUUCAAGGAAACUCAUCUUUGAAAAUUGAUUCUGCCUCUUCCUUUCCUGUAAAA